AUGGAGCGGGAUGGGGCGGGAGCGCCCUCGGCCAAUGAGGGGGAACCACGCUCCAGGAAGCGGGAAGGAGGCGGUGGGAAGGGCGGUGUCCCCAGCCCCGGUGCCGCGCUCGGCUUGCCCACGGUUCUGCCCGCGGAGGGGCUGGGGAAUCCCGGCUGCCCGCGGCCGGAGCCGCUGAGCCGUGUCCCGGAGGCGGGAUGGAGGUGCCGUCCCUCCGUGAGGGGAGCGGCGGGUGCAGUGCGGCUACUUAGCCUUCAAGAUACAGCAGUAUCUUCAGAGACUGAAGUGCCAUCUGGCUUGAUGUUCACAGACAUAACUCCCUUGACUCUGCUCUGGCAGCUCGGGGUAAUGGUCACAAACUACCUGUUGCAGAGGAGAGGAGAGAGUGGCUUUAGAGAGUACCUGGUGUUCAGCCAGGGUCAACCCACUACAGCCACUCUGAUAAGACCCCAGCAUACACAGCACGACUGUGAUGCCAGGUCCUGCCACCCACCCGUUGGGAACCUCCUCUGGGGUCGCAGCAAGCAACUGACAGCCUCGUCAACCUGUGGGAUCAACAGCCCUCAGAAGUACUGUAUUGUAGGCUACCUAGAGGCUGAACAGAAGUGCUUUCUCUGUGAUUCCAGAUACCCAUAUAAUCCCUAUACCCAGCACAACAGUCAUAUGAUUGAAAAUGUUAUCACAGCGUUUGAGCCUGAUAGGAAAAAGAAGUGGUGGCAGUCAGAAAAUGGCAUGGACCAUGUCAGCAUUAGAUUGGACCUAGAAACUUUAUUCCAGUUCAGCCAUCUUAUCCUGACCUUUAAGACAUUUCGGCCUGCAGCAAUGCUAGUUGAGCGCUCUACCGAUUUUGGUCAGUCCUGGAAAGUGUUUAGAUAUUUUGCACAUGAUUGUGCAGCUUCUUUUCCCAACAUCUCUUCCGGUCCAGCAAAAAGUGUGGGAGACAUCAUUUGUGAUUCAAGAUAUUCAGACAUCGAGCCCUCAACUGAAGGCGAGGUUGUUUUAAAAGCUUUGGAUCCCAGCUUUGAAAUAGAAAAUCCAUAUGUGCCCUAUAUCCAAGAGCUCAUUACAUUGACAAACCUGAGGAUCAAUUUUACUAAACUCCACACCCUUGGGGAUGCUCUGCUUGGAAGAAGGCACAGUGAUCCCCUUGAGAAGUACUACUAUGCCAUCUAUGAGAUGGUUGUGCAGGGCAGCUGCUUUUGCAAUGGCCAUGCCAGCCAGUGUGAUUCCAUGCAGAAUCUGCGGGGAGAUGUUUUCCAUCAGUCUGGGAUGGUCCAAGGGAGAUGUAUCUGCCACCAUAACACUGAAGGUUUGUCUUGUGAAAGAUGUAAAGAUUUCUACAAUGAUGCUCCCUGGAGGCCAGCUGAAGGGACCGAAGAUAAUGCUUGCAAACGUUGUAACUGCAACGGCCACUCCAGCAGAUGCCACUUUGACAUGGCCAUGUACCAGGCCAGUGGCGGGGUCAGCGGUGGGGUUUGUGAGGACUGCCAGGACAACACCACCGGGCAACACUGUGACCAGUGCAAACAUUUCUUUUACCAGGAUCCACUCAAAGUCAUUUCAGACCCUCAGGCGUGCCUCCCAUGUGACUGUGACCCAGAAGGUACAUUGCACAAUGGCGCCUGUGAGAGUCGCACAGAUCCCACUCUGGGAACGGUGGCAGGCCGGUGCCCUUGCAAGGAGAAUGUAGAGGGUGUUCGCUGCGACAAGUGCAGGGCAAACUACUAUGGGCUGAGUGGCAGUGACCCCCUGGGCUGCCAGCCCUGCAACUGUGAUCCCUCUGGCAGUUUGCCCUUCUCCAUCUGUGAUCCUGCCACAGGAGAGUGCCUGUGCCAGCGGUUCACCACAGGGCAACGCUGUGAAAAAUGCCUCGUAGGAUACUGGGGUCUUGGCAACAGCUUGAAUGGCUGUUCUCCGUGUGACUGUGAUAUUGGUGGAUCCCAGAAUAACUUGUGCUCGCCAAAAGAUGGUCAGUGCAAGUGUCUUCCCAACAUCGUGAGCCGCCAGUGCAACGAGCCAGCUCCAGGCUAUUUCUUCUUACCCCUGGAUUAUUACAUUUAUGAAGCUGAGCAUGCAAAACCCUUUUCUGGCUCUGCACCCUUGGUUCAGCCAAGCACUCUUCCAAGGUGUGACAUCUACUUGCAGAAGCAAGGCUAUGAGUUCAUUAUUGAAAAUGGAAAGAUUGUGUUAAACAGGAACAAGAAACGAACUGUAAGAAAAUCUGGACUGGAACAGGGUGUGAUGCAGUUUGGACAGGACUCUGUUUCGGCGGUGGUUUUCAGGCAGCCCAGCGCUGGUCGAUCUGUGACAUGGACAGGACCUGGCUUUGCCCGUGUUCCCAGCGGAGCUGGGCUGAGAUUUACCAUCAACAACGUUCCCUUUGCUAUGGACUUUGAUAUCACAAUUCGUUAUGAGCCUGAGUCCUUGGAAGAUUGGCUAGCAAGUAUUGCCAUCCAGCCAACUGAUACCUUGUCAGGUCAACACUGCAACAACAAGGUCCUUUCACAGGAGCCACGUGCGUUGCCUCUCCCAGCUACAAAGAGGAUUGCAAUUCUGCAAACUCCAGUCUGUCUGGAGCCGGGAAGAGAAUAUUCUGUGGAUGUGUAUUUUUCUCAGGCCUCUGCCUCUGACACAAGGGCAAAAUCAUACAUCUUGAUUGACUCACUUGGACUUAUUCCCAGAAUCAGCUCCGUGGAGAACUUAUGCAGUGAAAAGGAUUUAGAUGAGUACCAGAAGUAUCACUGCAUUGAAAUUGCAUCCGAAGUUGGACCUCACGUCCUGCCUGAAGCGUGCGCACGGCUCAUAGUGAGCAUGUCAGCCCGGAUUCACAACGGCGCUGUCGCAUGUAAGUGCAAUCCCCAGGGGUCACUGAAUGCCAACUGCAGUAAACUGGGGGGCCAGUGUCAAUGCAAAGCCAACGUCGUGGGACGCUGCUGUGACACCUGCUCUGCGGGCAGCUAUGGCUUUGGCUUCCAUGGCUGCUAUGCAUGCGAGUGCCACCCACAAGGCUCCCUGAGCACGCUGUGCGACCAAGUAACGGGGCAGUGCUCCUGCCGCCGGGAGGUGGAUGGCCAGCGCUGCAGCCGAUGUCUGGCUGGGUAUUUCGGAUUUCCCCACUGCCGUCCUUGCCCUUGUAAUGGCAAUGCGGAGCUUUGCGACCCUCUGACCGGAGUGUGCUUGGACUGCCGUGGGUUUACGGCUGGGAGCCACUGUGAAAGGUGCAUGGAUGGCUAUUAUGGAAACCCUCUGGAAGGAGAACCCUGCCACCCAUGCAUGUGCCCAGGGGUACCUACAAGCAAUAGGUAUUUUGCACAUUCCUGUUACCGGGAUUCCCAGUCUGCACAACUAAUCUGCAAUUGUCUCGAGGGACAUGCAGGCAAUCAGUGUGACGAGUGUGCUACUGGGUUCUAUAAAAACCCAAGCAGCCCUGGGCUUGACUGUGCACCAUGUCCCUGCAAUAGUAACAUUGAUUUGACAGACCCAGAGUCUUGUAACAGGGUCACAGGGGAAUGCAUCAAGUGUUUACAUAAUACCCAUGGAGCAAACUGCCAGUUCUGCAAACCAGGUUAUUUUGGCUCAGCUCUCAAUCAAAACUGUCAAAGGUGCAUGUGCAAUCAGGCAGGUGUUGUCCCUGCCAUGUGCCCGGAGGGGGACGCAGCCUGCCUGUGUGACCCAGCCACGGGAGCUUGCCCUUGCCUGCCCAAUGUGGUGGGUGCCACAUGUGACCAAUGUGUCUCUGGCUACUGGGACCUGGCUAGCGGAAAAGGAUGUCAGACCUGUGGCUGUGAUCCAAAAAACUCACAAAGCAACCAGUGCAACCAGUUUACAGGCCAGUGUCCAUGUAAGCCAGGCUACAGUGGAAGACGUUGUGAUGAAUGUGAGGAAAACUACUUUGGCAAUCCCCAGAUGCAUUGCAUUUCGUGUGAGUGUAACCCCGAGGGAACCCGCCAGCCCCUCUGUGACAAGGUCACCGGCGCGUGUAACUGCCGUGCUGGGGUCACCGGCCGCCUCUGCGACCAGUGCGGCCGGGGCUUUGAGAAAGACUUUCCCUCUUGCCGUCAGUGUCACCUUUGUUUUGAUCAGUGGGACACUGAAAUUGCUGCCCUUGCUCAGACUGUUCAGGGGUUGAUGAGGUUUGCUGCAAAGCUGGAAGAUAAAGGAGGACGAAUGCCCAGCUGCGACAUGCGCUUCAAAGCCUUUGAAGAUGCCAUUUCUGAAAUUGAGCGAAUUUUGAGACAUCCUGUCCUUUCACUGGAGGCCCUCUCAGGCAUCAGGGAGUUUCAGGGCUACCUUCUACAAAAGGUUGCACAAAUGGAUCCCCUCCACAGUUUGCCAUAUGAGUUUCCUGACCUUAACAAGAACUUAGAAGAUAUUGGAGAAGAAGCUGAUUUAGUGUAUGAAGUUCUACAACAGAAAAUACACCUGCAUCAAAGUUUUCAGUACUUGAACUUCAAAGAGGCCAUCAGCAACAUUAGGAAACACUUUGAAGUAUCACUGCUGGCAGAACAGAGGACCAGGGGUACAACCCCUUUUCUAAGACACUCAGAGUACACCAGGAGCCACAUGCUCGCUAUGUUGGACCAUGAGGUCUUAAAAGCAAGUAAUGUGCUGCAACAGCUCAAAAUGAUCAAAAGCCCUGACAUCCAAAACUUGAACAAAAAGAUCUGUGGUGUGCCAGGAGACCAGCCCUGUGUCACAGCAGCCUGCCGGGGAGCUUUGUGCCAGGACAGUCUUGGGCUCAGGCAGUGUGGUGGCCUAAACUGCAGUGGAGCUCUUCCUCUUUCCACUGAGGCGUUCAGGAAAGCUGAGGAGACUGCUGUGUUGCUAAAUAACUUGACUACUCAGCUACAAGAACCUGAGAAUCAGGUGCUGUAUAUCAAACCUACAUUUGUUCACAUUAGAAAAAUGGCAGAAGACAGCAAACUGAAAGGCUCACAUUUAACUGGGCAACUGGAGACAGCCAGGAAUCAAAUUCAGGUUGAUGGAGAGAUCACUAAGGAGUUCAUCCAAAAAGUGAAAUACUUCUUAUUAGAUGAGAGUGCACCUCCAGAAGACAUUGAGAAGGUGGCAAAUUACGUUCUGCAAAUAAACCUUCCCCUGACUCCACAAGAGCUCACAAGAAUGCUUGGCAAAAUCAAGAGCAUUAUGAACCACUGUGAGGAGUACCACCUGAACAAUAAGGGAAACGUAAAAAUGGAGGAUGCUCAGACACUGCUGGUAGAGGCACAAGAAGCUGACAAAGCAGCGAAAGGUGUUCUGCCUGUGGAUGAAAUUAAUAAUAAGCUAAAAAAUCUUGUGAAGUCCCAAGGACACUCCAAAAACACCAUCAUAAAGUUAAAUGAAAAGAUUCAAGGCAUCAGAACACAAAUCUCACAGGCUGAGAACCGAGUGAACAAGACAAACAAUGAACUAAAUGACUUGUCAGCCAAACAAACUGAGAUGGAAGAUGAAAUUGCCACCUGGCAGACAAAAACGCUGAGGAACAAGAAUCAAGCUACAAAGGCAAGAGCAAAGGCAGAAGCAGCACACAAGCAAGUCCAGAAUAUUGAUAAUGAAUUUGCUGACAUUAAAAGAAAGUACACCAUUCUUCAAGAAAAGCUAAAAGCCCAAGGACCUCCAAAAGUAACGCUAGAAAAAGUGAAGCAGCUGAAAGAAGAAGCAGAAAAACUGGCUGAAGAGACUGAAAAAAAGAUUAAAAGAAUAACAGAUUUGGAGAAGAAGCUUCAGGAACUGAAUCAAACCAAACAAGACAAGGCAGAGCAACUGAGACAACUAGAGGAAAAAGUGAUAGCCAUUAAAAAUGAAAUCAUGGAGCAGGAAAGCAAGUAUGCAACAUGCAAAAGUUAGGGUCUGAACAGACCAUCAGGUAAAAUGCAGCUGAAGUCUCUAUGAUUACCACCUCCUGAGUUUCCUGGUACAAGGGACUGUCCUCUGGAAUUACAUCUGAAGGAGCAUAUAGAAUUUUGUCACACUGAAUAAUGUAAUUUUCUCUUCCCUCCCCCUGCCAGUUGAGUUUAUAUGGAAGUAGGAAAUACAUUUUAAUAA
Molecule: messenger RNA, 6045 nt
Organism: Neopelma chrysocephalum (saffron-crested tyrant-manakin)
Lineage: Eukaryota; Metazoa; Chordata; Aves; Passeriformes; Pipridae
Gene: LAMB4
Product: laminin subunit beta 4
Exons: 36
Coding region: 1-5847 (1948 amino acids)
Source: RefSeq, a predicted model, not a curated record